This is a messenger RNA of Tricharina praecox, 739 nucleotides long. RefSeq lists its product as uncharacterized. Gene Ontology annotation, cellular component: membrane. The coding region runs from base 128 to 574 and encodes 148 amino acids. Lineage: Eukaryota; Fungi; Ascomycota; Pezizomycetes; Pezizales; Pyronemataceae. The transcript has a single exon. The record is from RefSeq and is a predicted model, not a curated record. Gene Ontology annotation, biological process: respiratory electron transport chain.
GGGAGCCAUUUUUCCUUCUUUUUUUUUCCUAUAUUUUUUUAACGGCGUGGACGGCCUUUUGCGGGUUGGUUACGGUUUGUCUUUUUUGUUUUUUUUACAUUUGUUUUGUUUGUAUCCUGCCCGACGGAUGACGCUUGUGCGCUGUAGAUAUCCCCUCCUCCAUCGCACCUCAUCAUGUUUACACCCCAAUCAACGACACGAAAACGGCCUUUUCAACGGCUUCCUUCCUUCUGACAUUCAACUGUUCAUAUUCGUUCAAAAUUCGGAAAUUCGGGGGGAAUCGACAUACCGGAGAACGACGACGACGAAAGCUUCAAUACCUCGCCGCCGCCCUCGCCUUCACAACACUCUGAGAGCUUUGGAAAAGCGAGUGGUGGUGGUGGUGUGGGAAUUGAGCAGCUUGGGGGGAAGGUUACUUUAUUUUUUGUUUUUUUUCUUCCCAUCUUUUUUCAUCUUCCUUCCUCUUACUUUUCUAGUACAUGCUUAUGCUAUGCUGCUUGCCGUCUGCUUCUUCUGUAUUUAUGUUAUGUGUUUAUGGUGUUUGUUGUUUUUGCUUUUUCUGUUUUUUUUUUAGUGUGGAAAAAAAGAAAAAAGGCAGGUUCUUUUUUUUCUUUUCUUUGUGUGUGCUUUUUUUUUGUGUUUGCUUUUUUUCUCUUUCUUGUCUAUUUUUUUUUUGCGCUUCUCGCACCGCAGAUUUUUUUUCUUUCUACGAUUCGAUUUGAUAUGGCAUGAGGGCUUC